Entrophospora candida is the source of this 327-nucleotide messenger RNA. Lineage: Eukaryota; Fungi; Glomeromycota; Glomeromycetes; Entrophosporales; Entrophosporaceae. The record is from the annotation of a GenBank genome assembly.
AUGUCAUCAGUAUUCAUUUCAAAUUGUUUCAUUAAAUCAGUUGUUACAACUAUCAAUAGUAUAUCUGGUACUGCGAUAUACAGGACAGAAAUAGGCGGUUUUAGAGAAUUAUUGUUUAAAGGAUUUUUUAAUAAAGAUGAAAAUAUUGUCAACUUUAACGAAAAAACUUUAAUUCUACACUUAAUACAAACGAUCAUUGUUAAUGACAAUGAGGAUUUAACCGAAGACUUGCCAAUGAACCAAAGCCAAAUUUUGAUAUUUUCUGGUGUAGUGCAAAAUAAUUCUUAUGUUGAAGACAACACAAGAGACCAUUUCAUUAUCAAAUGA